GGGCUCGCUUUGUGCGCAUGCGUUUUUCCAGUUUUGAUUUAGAAAGACUAGUCUGUAUUAUCAGCUAUCACAUUUAUACAUAGAUAGUAAGUAGUAAAAAUCAUGGAUUUCCUAAUUCUAAUUUUAGCUGGCCUCGUGUGUUCCAUGGGAAGUAUUUCUGAUGGAGAACAGGUUCUUGGAUUAGUAGGAGGAAAUGUUACACUCAAGCCUUCAGUGGACCAGUCCAUCUCCUCCAUCACAUGGAAACGUGGCCAGGACAAAGCAGCAGAAUGGGACAAAAUGUUACAUAUUGAUUAUUAUACCAUAUGUAAGACCGAACCGAGGUGUCAGUUGAAUCACAGCACUGGGGAGCUUACAAUUAUGAAAUUGAAGCCGAAUGAAAAACUGAAUUUGUCUGCUGAAAUAAAUGGAAUGGCAGCUAAGUCAUUUUUCACAGUGAUUGCACUUGGACAUGUGUCCAAACCCAGUGUCGGGAUAAACUGCACAAAUAACCAGUGUGAUUUGGUCUGUGAGGGAAACGACAAAGAAUAUACCAGCUACUACUGGAUGGAGAAUAACAAGGCAAUUCAUAGCAAAAACCUCACUGUUUAUAAGAGUGACAAACUGGAUAAAACCUACAGAUGCGAAGCUAACAACAUUCUGAGUUCAGAGAAGAGUGACCUUAUCAGAGAAGCAGAUUUGUUUAAAGGUGGUGUCACCUAUGGUGGGAUCACUACAGCUAUAAUAUGUAUUUUGAUCAUUUUGGUAGCAGUUGCCGGUGCAGGUAUUUUAUACUACAAGAAACAAGCAUGUUUCAAGAAUAAACAAAAUGAUGAAAAAAACAAGCGUCAAAACCAUCAUAAUGGUGAAACUGGAGAAGGCAAAACUAUGAUCGAAAAGGAAGAUCGAUCCCCACAAGAUCCUGAGACUGGAAAGCAAAACUGUUCCUGAGAUGGAGGAGGGACCAUCGUUUGAGCCAGCCUGCUACAGGUGUUAUCUGAAGACGACAAGCUACAGACACUGUUACUCAAGACGAGAAAAUGAAUUGGAAAGAAUUAACCAUGAAGUGUGGUCAAAAGGAAGUUGCUAUAUAUUAUUCAUUAGUAAAUAUGGUUUGCUUAAUUUUUUUUAUGUACAUUAUUUGAGGAACAAGUCUUUUCCAGUUUCUUUCAAGCAGUCAAAUUGAAGUCCAGGACCUUUUCACUUAUAAUGCGUGUUGGAUGAUCAAUGAUUCAGUAAAUGCGUGUGUCUCUUUAGGCAUAGAUUUUAGGAAAUUCUCCAGUUUAACCUGUGCAUCACUUCAUAAAUCAAUCACAAGUUAAAUUAAAAAAAUUCUAUAAACAACACCAGGCACUUACUUUUUCUGCUAAGAUUUUAACAGUAUUUUCUUGUAAAGUUUGAUGUAUACUUCUGUGUCAAGUCUUUAGCGUGAGAAAUGCAAGUGGCCUACAUCAUUUUAUGCAUUUAUACUUGCAUGUUGGCGUGUUUGUGCUGCUCAGCAAUUUCAUCACCAAAAAACUAGGUGAUAUAUAGUUUUGGAUGUUGCAUUUAUUUUCUUGCCCUCUGUAAUAUAUUCAAUUGUUGAGUCACACAACUGAAACAGAAAUAAGAAAACAUUUUACAAAACAUCCAUUUAUUGAGUCAUGGUUAGGUGUGUGCUGCGCCAAACUUCCCAUAGACAAAUUUGGAAAAGUAUCAAGCCACAACAAAAUCACUUUUUAUGCUUUUUCCCUUCUAAAGUUAUAGAUAGUAGUUUUUACUUUGUUUUGCUUACUAACAUUAUACUUAUUUGUACUUAUUAGUAGUCAUCUUCAUGUAGCCAAGACUUUGGUGAUCAGAUUUUAUGUUUCUGCAAGUGUUCCAAACUGCAUUUUGCAAUGUCUAUACUUUUACGUCAAAUUACAUACUUAACCAAAAUAUGACACAUUUACUUGUAAGAUCCUCGUGUAUGCUACACCCCCCGAUUACCUACGUGUGCUUCCCUGAUCUUGCCCAGCUGUGUCCACUUAUUUUUGCCCAGUCUCGUCUAUUUCAGUCCAUGUCUUGCCUUAGACUAACAUCAAUGACGGACAAGGAACUAUGUCCGAUGUUUCCUGGUCCCCAUACCUUGAUUAAAUCCCCGUUUUUCCCCGUA
This is a messenger RNA of Brienomyrus brachyistius, 2113 nucleotides long. RefSeq lists its product as uncharacterized. NCBI's taxonomy places the organism in Eukaryota, Metazoa, Chordata, Actinopteri, Osteoglossiformes, Mormyridae. Bases 103 to 930 code for a protein of 275 amino acids. The transcript is spliced from 9 exons. The record is from RefSeq and is a predicted model, not a curated record.